This is a messenger RNA of Diaporthe batatas, 10126 nucleotides long. RefSeq lists its product as uncharacterized. The record is from RefSeq and is a predicted model, not a curated record. Bases 1 to 9690 code for a protein of 3229 amino acids. The transcript is spliced from 6 exons. NCBI's taxonomy places the organism in Eukaryota, Fungi, Ascomycota, Sordariomycetes, Diaporthales, Diaporthaceae.
AUGACUUUGGAAGGUGUCUUCAACCACCUGGUGCUUCCCCCGAAGCUGCCUGGUGGACAGGAUCCCCACCUCGACGAGGAAGGUCGCGACUUUGUGGCGCGACUGAUCGCUGCGAUCGACACUCUGAACGCAGCCACCAACGAGAACUACUCCGAGCCUCUUGCCCCUCUGCGAAAAUCACUCGAGAUCUGCCGUCAUCUCAAUCGCGGCUGUCUUGACAAGGACACACUUGCCGUGGCCCUCAAAGACUUUGGCCAUGCACCACUUGUACUCCACGUCGUCGAGCAGAAUGCGGCGCUGAUCAUCAGACCGAGCGGUCCCAACGAGCCGUCCAGAUCUGUCGUCUUCGAGGCCUUCGAGGCAUCGCCCACGUCAGAGGCCGUGCUGGCGUCCGAAAACGCGCUGAUACAAACCUUCCCGGGUCGUGCUUGCGCCAUCCCACAGUCCUGCUUCGAAAGCGAUGACUUCCAAUCCUCCCUCGCCGAGUUCCUGGAGAAGGCCAGCAACGAGACUUUGAACCGGCUCGUGGCGCACACCAGGAAGGCAGGCGAUGAGAUCAUUGAAACCAGAGACACGACCAACCCGGCCAUGAUCACCCAGCUUCUCAUGCCUCUCCUCGAGAGCCUCGGCCAGAGCUUCGACUUUGUCAGAUUCCAAAAGAGAGUCCGAGAUGACGUGAACAUUGAAGUCGAAACUGGAACAGGCUCUUCCCUCCCCUACCGCCGCCACCCGUUCUGGCUCGUUCUGCGUGUGGCCGUUCAGCGGCAGCUGUGUCUCUCCCUGGGCUACCACAAGGGCCGGGCAAUGUACAAGGCCAUCAUUGCCAUAGUCCUCGCACAGUUCAUGGCCAAUGUUGCGGGGCAUCUCAAGCCACACCUUACCCUACUGUUGCGGGACAAGCUUUGCCGCAGACUCGCCAAGCUCGAGCAGGAAAGGGCCCAAGACCCCGGCGAGAACACCGUCUACGAAGCCUUCUUCCGCUCCAUGGGGCCGUGGAUGCAGGAGACCAUCCAAUCAGUGAACAACCGGAUGAACAAUGUCUGGGACCACUUCAAGAGGCGAACCACCCGCCAAGUCGAGCUCUUGCCUGCUCCGAAGUCUGUUCCUCGGGAUCACUUCCGUCUCCAGCUCCGCAUGAGCGGGAACUACCUCGAAGGAGUCAUGAACCGUCCCCUGCAGCAGAAGGCACAAAAGGCCACGUUCGAUCCCAAUCGAAUCAACGAUGAGGUCGUCAAGCAGGUGCAGAAAUUCAAUGCUCGCUAUGCGAAGAUUGCUGCCUUUGAGGAUGAGAUCAGAACUAGUCCAUUUGAUCGCCUGAAGACCUCAACUGAGGCGAAUGAUACUCGGUCCUCUACACACGGCCAUCCUUUUCCUCGUCAAGAUGGACAAAAUGACGGCGUUGACCAGCCCCAGAGUCUAGGCUUCGAUCCACCGGCACCUCGCAUUCAUCGCGCUCCUAUGAGUGACCCGAAAGCCCGAUGUGUUCAGCUGGCAGAAUCAAUCUUGGGGUACUUUGAGGUGGUCGGAAAUGCCUAUGACUCGAAUCCAACGCAGAUGAGCGCCUUCGUGCUCAAUAUCUUUCACCUAUGGGUAUUGAUGGACACGGCCGCCAUUCAAGCUUGCCCCUUGAUUCGCGAGUAUCACCCAAUGUUCACCCCAGAGCUGUUGGACGUCAUGCAGCUGGAACGUGUCGAUGAUUUCAACCGACUUCACACCAUUCAAGGUCAUUUGAGAGAUCGGGUGAUGUCCUCCCGGGCUCAUUCAUAUGAUAUCCUGAGUGCUGAGAGCUCACCCAACUGUUUCGCGGCCAGGUAUCUGGUUGAACACCAUGAGUUGCAAGUCCUGUAUCUACAAAUCCUGCAGGACUCGCAGCAGGCUCGUGAGGAGAAGGAGGUUGAAUGGGACAAGAUCUCCGAGGAGUGUGAGCAAUUCUCUCAGGAGAUGGCAGCCCUGUCAUGCAUCUGUACCGGGGAGCCCGGGGAGCGUACGAAGGAUGACAUCAAGAAUUGUACAAAGUGCUUUCUUCGAAGGAAACGCCGCCGUUUGCAGAUUCAGGCCCACGAGGAUUUCCUUCCGAUUGAUGACGCCAAGGCCGCCAAGAUCCUGUUCGAGCUCUCCAUCCCGCGCUGGUACGAGGCUUACCGGAAUGUAACCUUCAAGAUCAUCUAUGAUCUUGCGUGGCCGGCGCGAAUCGAGCUGGAGGAGCCGCCACUGGUAUUCAGAGAUUUUGGCCCAUUGGAGCCGUACCAAAAGCCUCGAUCCGUCGCUGGAGGUGUCACACUUGCCUCUCCCAAAAAGAGCUUCCUUCAGACCCACUGGAAGGUCGUCCCAGUCCUGCAGGGCUCACUCCGCGAUGUCUUGCAUUCGCAUGGGCCCGAAUUUGACCUGUACGAUGUUGACAACAAGGUCUGGAUCUCAGCCAUUGAUCGGGACGCCCUGACAUUUCAGCAUCUCUGUGGAGUUGUCGUGCCCGAAUGCCUUCGCAAGACGGUUCUCUUGCCACAAUCUCACCCUCCAGCUGUCGCCGAUGGACCGUCGUCCUACGCUGUCAUUGCGAACGAGCGCCAGUGUCCCCAACAGGUCUCGAUUCACGAGUUCUCUGCGUACCAGCGGUUGCUCUCUGGAGUAUCACGGCGUUGGAUGACCAUGCUUGUUGAGCUGGGUUCUUCGCACCUCAAUUUCUCCAACAGCGAGACGGUUCGCUUCCUUUCGCACUUGGCCUUACAAGCUGGUCCACUUGAUGCAGCAAGCCCAUCUGGCUUGCGGGAGGCAUACCGAGUCUUUGCUGACGAGGACUUCUGUUUCCGUCUGGCAGAGAUGAUUGACCAGCGACUUGAGUCGAUCAAGUCGAACUGGCGCGAAGUCAAUCUCAUGGAGCUGUGCAUUACGCUGAGCCAACGACUCUUCGCAUUCACCUCGUCAUACGAGGCCUGCAAAGUCGCAGAGAAAUCUAUUCAAUGCGCAAGAGAGGCUACCCUUGGCUGGAUCAGUAGGCUCCGCAAAGAGCUCCAGAAUGCAAAGGAUGGUUCAGCUGCGGAGAGAGCGGCUGCUUAUGCCUUCAAAUCUGCUCUCUUGUGCCGGCGGACCUUUGCGACUCAAACUGAGCUGGCAGCUGAAGAGCUCCAGGCAUACUGUGAGGCAUCUAUCGCCUUGCAAGAACACAUGUCCACCAGCUUUGAGAGUGAUCCGGUACUCAAGGAGAUGGCCAUACAUGACACCAAAAUGGAUAUUGGACCAAUUGUCUACGCAGCCAUGCAGGAACAUCCACGCAGUCUGGAAUUGGCCAUCUUCAAGGGCUGGUCACAGUCCGGGAAUUCCACCAACGUAACAUUCUCUUCAUGGUCGAGCACCGAGGAUAUGCAGCCGUGGGUGGUCGGGCAGAUGGCCACGACAAUCUCUAUCUCUACGGGCAACACUCAGUCAUGUGCUGUGAGGCAGACAAUCCAUUUCAACUACGUCUCUGGCUUCCUGCUGGUAGAUGGAAAACCGGCAGGGCGUCUACCAGAGCGCAUUCGCAACUCAGAAGAGGUGAAGGAGUUGUUCGGUAUUCACCUGCACUUGAAGACAUACACGUCCCCUUUGGCCGGGAUGUCGCAUCAGCUUGCCGGGCCUGUUGAAGGCCGGCAUAUCCACUUUGGCCUCAGAGAUGAUCAGGUCAUUGUACGUGCAGUCUCGAACACGGAAAUCCUAGAGUUCAUCCCACGCAAAGUCUUCUUCCGAGAAGGGAACUACGAUUUGCCUGUCGAACUACUUGACAACUGUGUCCAUUUCCUCAACUUAUCAACUGGAGCUGUGCAGAUUCACCCUCGGCCUCGAAUUUGGACACCAAAAGAGGCGGACUGGGUCAUCAACCUACACACUCGCCAAUGCACACGAAGUCAUGGGCGACUUGGUUGUCUCGGUCGCCUCAUAUGUCCUUACUCUGAAACAGCCCAGCUUGUGGAGCGGUUGUUCCUUCACUUCGAGCGCCCGGAAUUUCUCAAGAUAUUCCUCUCAAGGAGGAGAAACUUGUGCGUCAACUUAAACCGAUUCGAGCUGUCGUUCCGGGUCAACGGAAGUAGGCGGCUUGAGGAAACGAAGCUUGGUAAAGAAUUCGAUCCGAACCAAGAUGCUGGAACACUUCACGGACUUCUCAGCAAACUCGUCCUUCGAGACAUGAAAGACUCGAGGAAGCGCACCAUCAUCGUGCCGUUAGGAAACAGUAUCCAUCGUCUGCAUGACCCGCACGUGGAAGUGUCAAUUGUUCCCUCAUCGCAGAAUGCAUAUGCGAAGUAUGACAUAGAUGACGUGCUAGGACGACUUACUUGCCCCCCGGAGCCCUCCUUGCUUUAUACGAAGGCACAUCUCCAUGCAUUGACAAGCUUUCCAAUCCCGGAUAGGUUGACCGGACGGACCGGUACCGAGGAAGCCAUUCAUAUCCUCCAGUCUGGCAUGUCCCAACCAUGGGCUCCUCUAGGCUUCAGUCCCACAUCAGAGUUGAAAGCCAUUGCUGCGCUUUCUCCAAGGAGAGAAUUCUAUCCCGAGGACAGGCGCAGUCUCCAAGAGGCACGGUGGAAUCCCAAGCUACCAGACCCAGUCCAACACGAGCGCCUCGAGACACUUGCACGAGACCUUCUGAGGAAGUCCAAUCGCCUCCAGCCGUUCUGCAAGAACACAUCAGAUGUGGAGGAAGUGGAGCAAGCCUCACAUCUGCGUCGACGAGCCGAGAUACGGCGGUCCGUCUAUGACCCUUCUUCGAUUCAUCCACCCCACAUGGGGGCGCACAUGCCGCCCAAAUCCAAUGGGAAGGCUCCUAAUGGACACACUCCGCAUGGACACCGUCCCAAUGGAGAGGUUCCUAAUGGAGAGUCUCACAAGGCUAGACAUGAACCCGUACCUAGCCUCGAUAAGACCUAUACUUCCAGAGACCGGUCGUUUGACACUGCACUGGCGAAGAAUGUCAAGCAUGUGGUGAAAGGCAUUUUCAGACGACCAUUGCUUCUUUCCAAGGGAUUGAAUCCACGGUCUAUGUUGAUCGGCGAGCGAAUAAUCGGCGGCUUCCAAUCGAAUGGCUCUCAUACGGAGGGAAUCACCAAACUGGUCGAAGAUACAGUGGUCGAACAAUUUGGGGAGCUUGUCGACUUCAGCAGGCACUGCAGCGCUGAUCAGCUGUACAGUCUUGCCUUCAGACUUGCGCUGAUGAGUUUCAAACCGGACGCCAGUUUGGAAAUGCUGGAGGUGCUGGCUGCAAUUGCGAGGCUGGAUGCAUUGAAAGUUUUGGUUCCCCCUCAACACGCCGUGUUUGUCGACUUCAACCUCAUGCCACCAACGGUCGGUGAUUUAGAAGCGAUCAUUCGAUCCGAGUGGCCUCCUUUCAUCGAGCCAGGUGGAAAGAGAACCAAGAAGACGGCUGCAUUUGAUCAACACAUGAUGACAUGUGAGGAAGAAGGUCGACGACUUGCAACAUGGUUCGCCAGGCAAUGGCCUUCGGAUACACCAUCCCUGGAUGGAUUCCAGUCUGGAACAAAAUUGCUCGAUGCGGGUGACGCUUUGAAUGCGAUUCUCGAGACAUGGCAACAGCGAACCAACAACAUGGAACUUGGUGCCUACCUUGACGAGCUCCAAGUCGCGAUGGACAAGUUCGUCGCCAAGGGCAGUAUCAUGCUGCCGGAACCCGAGCCAAGGGCCUUUUCUUCCACGUCUGCCUGCGAUAUCUUCUCUCGUGGCAGCUCUGUCAUUCCGUCUCUAUCGCUUGAGCUCCUCAGCAAGACUGCUCAUCUAUCUGCUUUGGCUCCAAUCUGGGACUCCCCUUCGCUCCAGUUGGCACAGGCACAUGGCACAUCGCUGCCCGGAACGACAGCGCCGAGACCAGAGCUCAAUGAGCUCCACCAAGCUCUACUUCCAUUUCUGAAAUCUGAUGACCAGGGGAGGAGUCGCUAUGGACAAGACCUACUACGGAGCUUGCAAGCAUUGAGGAACCGUCAGGUGCUGUCGCACGGCCCUAAUCGAGGCUGGCAGCAUCAGUACGGAUCGGCAUCUCGAAUGACUAACCUGAUCGACCAAUCUCGCGCAAAGAUUGCAGAGACGUACAAUACCAUCAACAAUGCCCUGACAGCAGAUGACAAGCGGUCGAUUUGGUUACGAAUGGCUGACCUGUGGCCUGGUGGCAAGGUCACCCUGCUUGAGAAACUGCGGUCAACAGAAAAGACACGUUUCGGGGCCGGCAUGAAGGAGAUGAUAGUUAAUUUCGGUGUCAUGAACACAGAGCUUCAAUGGCUGGAGAGGCUGCGAUAUUAUCAACUAACCAAAGACGACGCCAGAUUCGAAGAAACCUUCAGAAGUAAGGGGCACCAGAAUUGGGAUCCUCUGCAGCGACCUGACUGGCUACUUGUGGAACUGGAAUGUGACCUCCUCAUCAGGCCAGAGCAGGUUGAUGUGGCCAAUGCAAUCAUAUCACCCGCUUCCGGCGCGAAUUCAGUACUGCAGAUGAAUAUGGGCCAAGGCAAGACGUCGUGCAUUGUGCCAAUGGCCAUUGCGAUACUCGCCGACCGUACUCAAAUUGCCCGCCUUGUCGUUCCGAAGGCACUUCUUUUACAAUCAGCUCAACUCAGCGGUCUUCAACGUCUCGUAGACUCAAAGACAUCCGAGGCCGACAUGAUGAUCCGGUUUCAAGAAACGUUGACACGAUUUUGUCGAGACGUCAUUGACGAGUCCGACUUCACUCUGGGAGUCAAGACACAAUUGAUUUAUCCUAGCGGCCCCCAGCUUUCUGUCGACGGUGCACCACAGCGAUGGACCAUCGUUCAAGAGCUCCUUCGCCUAUUUGAGGAGCAUCUGCCCGCGAUCAGAAGGAGCUGUCCACGCAGCGUGGAAGUGAUUCCGCCGGCACAGAUGCAGGCGUUCCCAAUGGCCUUCUUGCUCCGAAAUGAUGCUGAAGAGGAGUUCCACCGUCUCAUCAUCGAAGACAUCGUCAACAAUCGUACCACCUUCUUGCGACUGUCCCAGUCUGGGGCCCCUCCAAAGAAAGUUCGGAGGGCUGUACGGCAAUUCCUGUCAGAAUCCAGCACGAAGCUGCAAGACAAGGAGGGACUGAAGGAGGUUGUCAGCCUCUUUGAUGACCGAGAUUCCGCUGCGAAAACACUUCUCCUUGUCCGCGGCCUUAUUUUGAACAGGAUCUUGCUCUUCUGUAUGAAGCGGCGGUUCAACGUACAAUACGGACUGCAUCCAAGUCGAGACCCAAUCGCUGUGCCUUUCGAAGCGAAGGGUGUUCCAUCCGAAACCAGCGAGUUUGGCCACCCGGAUGUGGCCAUCAUCUUUACGACUUUGUCAUUCUACUAUGCUGGCCUCAGCCCGUCUCAAUUUCGCCAGAGUCUUUCUAGUGUGCUCAAGGCUGACGACGCCGCCUCCACCUACGAUCGAUGGAUUCACGGCUGUGACACAUUGCCCGCCGGGUUGCGCAAUUGGAAUGUAAUCAACUCAGAUGACGAUGGUCAGGUUGAUGAGCUGUACAGCCAUUUGCGCCUCGACAGAAACGUCCUCAACACCUAUUUGAAUAGUUGGGUGUUCCCAUCGUACGCCAAGCAGUUCGGUUUGAAGCUAUCAGCCUCGGCCUGGGACCUGCCGAACUUCACCAGACCCCAGAAGCCGGCUCUGCCCGGCGCAAGAAGUACAGGAUUCUCUGGCACCAACGACAACAAAUCGCUGCUGCCCUUGACAAUCCGCCAGGAUGACCUCCCUGGUCUGAUCCAGACCAAUGCAGAAGUUCUGUCUUAUCUUCUACAGCGUCGAAAUCGCAAUUAUUACUGUGCAGCCUUCCACGGCACGCGAUUUACGGAGGAGGAGCUUUUGCAGAAGAUGACCAGGGAAAAGAUGAUGGUUCUCAUCGAUGCUGGAGCUUACAUCCUAGAGCUUGAAAAUAGGGCCUUGGUGAGCAAGUGGUUAGACGUCAACCCAGAACCUAAAGCUGGUGUGUACUUUGGGAGCGACAACCGCGCCUGGGUCCUCUAUCGAGGAGUAAAGAAGAAGAGCGUGCCAUUGGUCGCGACCCCUUUUGCGGACGAUUUAUCAGAUUGCGUGGUAUUUCUCGACGAAGCCCACUGCCGCGGAACCGACCUGAAGCUGCCGCACAACGCUAAGGGGGCAUUGACACUUGCCCUUGGCCAGACGAAAGACCAGACCGUGCAGGCUGCGAUGAGGCUCCGGCAGCUGGCGACCACCCAGUCUGUUGCCUUCUUCGCCGGCCCGGAGGUCCAUCAAAGCAUCAUGGAUGUCUGCAAGCUCUCUGGCAUUGCUCACAUCCACUCUGGCCAUGUUGUGCAGUGGCUGUUGGAACAGUCGUGUUCUGCAAACGAGCACCUUGCGAAUCUUCACCUUGCCCAGGGCGUGGACUACUGUCGACGGCUCAAUGCUCAGUGGAUGUACGACCAGUUCCUCACCGAGGACCAGCAUCGCAUGAUGUUGCUCAACGUCAUCCAGCAGCAGGAGAGGCAGACUCUAAACCAGCAGUACGGCCGAGUUACGGACACCACUAUCAAGGGCUCACCAGAAGAGGUGGCCUUUCCAGCCUUGAAGGGUUUCAUGACCAAGCUUGCCUCUGAGCGAAAGUCCAUGGCUGGCAAGCCAGGUGCAGGCGGCAUGCACAGCUCCGCUCUUGAGGAGGUGGAACAGGAGCGAGAGGUGGAAUUCCAGGUCGAAGAGGUUCGCCAGGUACAGAAGCGAAAAGUCUUCAAGCCACUCACAUUCUCCGGUCUGCACGCAGCUUUCAAGCACUUUGUCCACAGAGGCGAGCUUCUCGGUGGCGAAGGCUACGUGCAUGCUUUCACCUUCCUGAGCACUACAUCCAUCGGGCAGAAGUUCAAGGUGCAGCAGACGUCAAGCCGUUUCUUCGUAUCGAAGGAGUUCACGCGAACAGUUGUGUUGAGCAAACAGGGGCAGAACAAGUACCCAGACAGCUUUCUCCGGCCGGUGGAAUACAUCCUGUGGAGCGCUCUGACAGAUACGGCCCUGGUCAUAAUUCCCGAAGAGGCCGAGCUCCUGAUCCCGAUCAUGAGACGCGCUGGGCCGAGGUGUCUGGUGCACCUGAUCACCUACUCCGCCCCGGUGACCAAGGCGACCCUGCGCAACUUCAAUGGGCUUACCUUCUACAAUAUGCCACCUCUCCCCGACGACUACCAGUUCCCGAGGUGGUUCACCGUCGAGCUCGGCAUCCUUGCAGGACGUCUCUAUGUCAACUAUGAUGAGUGUGCAGCGGUAGCGCAGUAUCUGAAGAUGUCAGACAUGGCAGACGAUCAGAUGGACGGCUCAGCCGAGGAGGAGGAGACCUUUGCAAGCAACCCCAUUGCAUUCAUGUCCGAGUGGCUUGCCCACCGCAGGCAGUCUGACAUCCAGCAGACGCCCAUGGGAUACAUCCUCCGCGGCAGGAUCGAGGCGCUCCACCCGGAGCACGCCUUCUUCAUGACCCACGCGAACGGGGCGCAGAGUGUAUUGGAGGCGCCGAUAUCCAGCGGCAAGCGCGACGCGGCGGAGGAGGAAGAUGGCGAGGAUGACGAUGACAUUUCUGACCUGGAGCAUGACGGCGAUGAUGCCGAUGAGGGCUGGGACGACCUCGAAAACGAGCUUGAUGCCAUUUCCAGGGAGGAUGCUGGCGAUGUCAGCAUCGGAGAAGGCACGGAGAGGGUCGCGGCUGAGAAGGCCCUUUUUGAUGACGAGUGAAUUUGCUCUGACGGUUUUGAUGUUUUUUUUUCUUGGCACGGUUGUGGAAAAGGGGAAACCAAAAAAAUGGUGUGUGGAAUCUUGCUGGGUUUGCCAGUUGCUGGUUCUUGCUGUACGAGUAAGUUUGGAAAUGUGCCUAGGGUUGGUCUUCUUGAUGUUGUUGCUCGGUUGGUGGGGACGAGAUGAGCUGAGCUGAGCUGAGAUGAGACGAGAUGAAAUAAAAGUUUUGUGAUUUUGCAUGAUCUGACCUGACCUUUCUCUGUGUGCUUGUGUUGUGGUUCUGACAUGGUGCGUCCGUGGGUGAUUGUGCUGCUGCUCUUGUAUUCUGCCGUCAUUGCUGUCUGUGGAUGAAGAGAAGGUAAGGCGCACUGGCAUCGAGCUCAGCCCAAGACUCCUCAUCUUCAGGCCAGGCAGGCAGAAGUAAUAUUGAUGGUUG